Molecule: messenger RNA, 1060 nt
Organism: Pezoporus flaviventris
Lineage: Eukaryota; Metazoa; Chordata; Aves; Psittaciformes; Psittacidae
Gene: EBP
Product: EBP cholestenol delta-isomerase
Exons: 5
Coding region: 217-888 (223 amino acids)
Biological process (GO): cholesterol biosynthetic process
Cellular component (GO): membrane; endoplasmic reticulum
Molecular function (GO): steroid Delta-isomerase activity; C-8 sterol isomerase activity; cholestenol delta-isomerase activity
Source: RefSeq, a predicted model, not a curated record
CCUCCCCCUGGCUCCACAUCUCCCCAGAAGCGGGAGCAGCCAAUCAGCGGGCAGAGGCCGCGGGCGGUGCGCGCCGCGAUUGGCCAGGCCGCCUGCAGCGCGCUGCCAUUGGCUGGGGGCGGCGCGGGCGCGGCGGAGGGAGAGGAGCGGGGCUGGCGGAGCACGGGAGAGCGGCGCGGAGCGGCUGAGAGCAGCGGUGACCGCCGCGGCGUUGCCAUGACGACAACGACGGCGCACCCCUAUUGGCCACGCUCGCUGCCGUUGCCGGGCUACGUCGCCGCCGCGCUCCCUGGAUGGCAGUGCGCGGCCGCGGUGGGCGUGGCCGCGGUGGGGCUGCUGGCGCUUGGUUGGCUGCUGGGUGGGGCGAGGGGCGGGGCUUCUCGGAGCCUCGCCCACCGCCUGGCGCUGGGCUGGUUCCUCAUGUGCACCGGGAUCCAUGGAGUGCUCGAGGGGUUCUUCAGCCUCAGGCACCGGGACCUGCCCCGCACCACCGGGUUGCUGGCCGACGUCUGGAAGGAGUAUGCCAAAGCCGACAGCCGGUACAUGACGAGCGAUGACUUCACGGUUGCCAUGGAGACGGUGACAGCCUGGGCCUGGGGACCCCUCAGCUUCCUCACCUUCCUCGCCCUCCUGCGCCGCCAUCCAGCCCGCUACAUCCUGCAGCUCCUUGUCUCCCUCGGGCAGCUCUAUGGGGACGUGCUGUACUUUGCCACGGAGGCGCUGGCAGGCUGGAGCCACAGCGACCCCCGGCCCCUCUACUUCUGGGGCUACUUCGUGGGACUGAACGGGGUGUGGGUGCUGGUGCCCUGUGCCCUCCUGGCCGACUCCUGCCGCCACCUUGCUGCUGCCCAGAGAGCCCUCGACCGGCCCCGCCACAAGAGCCACUGACCACGGGUGCCAAAGGCUCCUCUCUACAACACCUAGGUGCCAGAUCUCCCCCCAUGGGGCAGCACUGAGGGAGGGGGUGUUGGCAUUCUCCAGGGACUUCAGGGGUGUCCUGGCGCUUGUGUUGGGCCCCCCAUGAGCUCAGGGAUGUGGGGCCAGACCCCUGGGUCCCGGG